Molecule: messenger RNA, 246 nt
Organism: Pseudozyma hubeiensis SY62
Lineage: Eukaryota; Fungi; Basidiomycota; Ustilaginomycetes; Ustilaginales; Ustilaginaceae
Exons: 1
Coding region: 1-246 (81 amino acids)
Biological process (GO): vacuole fusion, non-autophagic
Molecular function (GO): endopeptidase inhibitor activity
Source: RefSeq, a predicted model, not a curated record
AUGGCGGAGCUCAGGCCCUACAUUGUCAUCUUCAAGGAUGGCACACCUCAAUCCGCCAUCGACGAGUACAAAUCCAAGCUGCAGAGAGCCGGUGGAACGAUCACGCAGACCUUUGAUUCGAUCGUGAAGGGUUUCGCCGCUACAAUUCCGGACAAUGUUGCGCACGAGCUGACUACUGCAAGCGCCGGCGGAAAGCACGAGCACAUUGAAUACGUCGAGCCCGGCGGUGAGGUCAAGACUAUGUAA